Acanthocheilonema viteae is the source of this 1311-nucleotide messenger RNA. Lineage: Eukaryota; Metazoa; Nematoda; Chromadorea; Rhabditida; Onchocercidae. The record is from the annotation of a GenBank genome assembly.
AUGAAUGCGUCAGAUUGGAGAAUAGUCUGUGUAACGUAUAACGUGAACAGCAGGAAACCCGAAGGUGAUCAAAUUCAUCAACUUUUACAACAAGAUGAUGUGGAAGAUGCUGCUAUUAUUGCAGUUGGAUUGCAGUCUUUACCACAGAAAAUGGCUGAGUUAAUUCUUUCAAAUUUCGGUUCUAUUAAGGAACUUUCUCAUUUGGAGUUAUUUGGUACGAUACCGGCCGAAACAACGUGGCUGUCAAUUUUAACUUCGUGGAUGAAUGCUCAUGGAAAAUCACUUCUUUGUAAGACAUCACUUGCUUGCAAUUUGUUACUCAUUUUUGCUCAAUUGGAAGUGUUUCCUUUAGUGAAUGAAAUCAACUCACGGCAAUCACGAUCUAGUUUAGGAGGUCUUACUGGUCAUAAAGGAAGUGUAUCGCUAAGGAUAAAAUUCAGAGAUGAAAGUUCAUUGGUUUUUAUUACGUCGCAUCUUCUACCGAAUGCAAGUAAUUAUGAAAAAAGAUGUUUGCAAUAUAAAAAUGGAAAAGUUUGUGCCUUUGACGAUAUGGCAAGGAGCAGUGAUGAGAAUAAUAAUGUAAUAUGGCUAGGCGAUUUUAAUUGGAGAGUUGAUCAACUCACAUCUCAAGAAAUGAUCAUGAAGUUGGCUGAAUUGAAUUCUAACGAUCAUAUGGACAAACUGGUCAAUAAGUUUGAUCAGUUAAAAAGAGCUCAGAGAAACGGGCAAGCUUUUAUGGAUUAUCGUGAGGAGAAAAUUCGUUUCGCUCCCACCUACCGCCUCAUGGUGAUGUUAACUCAUAAAGUUGGCUCCUCCUAUUACGAUCAAGAACGUGUACCAUCAUGGUGUGAUCGUAUUCUUUUCAAAGGAAAAUCUCUACGUUGUGAGCGGUACGAAUCAAAUCGUAUGGUCACUUUAUCGGAUCAUUUUCCAGUUUAUGCGAAUUUUAUUCUAUCUGGAUCAGUAUUGCGACAGCAUUCUGAAUGGAAAGUUUCUUUCGAGAAAGUACCUCAUUGGUACAAUAUCGUGCCAUUCACAUGUCGAUUUACAUAUUUGGAUGAUUUCUGGAGGAAUAAUGGAUCAUAUCGAGAUUGGGUCGCGAUUUAUUCAGCGGAUGUUCCUAAUUCUUUGCAACCGCUGACCUGGUUGUAUGUGGUUUCUUGUUACAAUACGGUUAUAGCAAAGAGAUCAGUUACCAUAGCUGAAUUUCCAUGUUUAAGUGCUGGACAUUAUCGUGUUGGCUAUUUUAGCGUAUACAAAAAUUGUCUACAGGGUUUAUCCGAUAUUUUCGAAGUGGAAUUCAUCAAGUAG